This is a messenger RNA of Amoebophrya sp. A120, 4741 nucleotides long. The record is from the annotation of a GenBank genome assembly. NCBI's taxonomy places the organism in Eukaryota, Dinophyceae, Syndiniales, Amoebophryaceae.
AGGUCCUCAUCAAGUUCAAGAUCGAGAUCCACAUUCACUUGUUUACAAUUUCGCAUGCAUGUUACGUCUUAGUUUUGCGAGGAUUGAUAUAGUUGAUAAAAUGAACUUCUAGGUAAAAGCGACCACACGAAAGAACUUCGAAGUCGAAUAUUGUAUGAUGCUGCACGACGGACGAUCGAACAAGAAGUUCUACCCGCGCAAAUAAGAUAGAAGAAGAAAAGAAAAAGAAACUACAACCACCUCUACAAGUUCCUGCGAAAAUAAGACUAGCGCUUCUACGUCACCGGAGAAAUAUUGACAAAGCUGCUUUUCUCCUCUACCCACGUUUGAGUCCAAGAUCGAGCAGGCCUGUGCGGAGCUGCGUGGAGGUCGUGUCGGACGGGAACAAGGCGGCGCGAACAAGAAGAACCGGUUCUUCACGACCAGCACGUGGUUACCAGCACGUGGUUACGAGCUCGCACCCGCCGCAAGAACUGCUCUAGCACCUGCGUGAGAACGAGUGUCAAGAAGUCAGUACUUCCGCUACCUCUUUGGAAUUUCAUUUUCCAGAAGGACCACCAGUGCUCCGUCGCGGCGGGUAGAUUUACAACGAACACACAGUUCUUUCCUCUACAUUUUUUCCUCAAGGAGAAGAACGUACUUUCUACUUACGACGGUGCGCGGGGACGUGAUCUCGGAGUUUUGUCGCUGCACUGCAAGAAGCGAGGUUAAAUCUAGGUCCGGAAAGAAAAAAAGCGGUGGUCAACUAGUACCCAUAAGUCCACUUUCAGCUGCAGAACUGAUACCACAGCGGUGAGGUGGAGGUUUCUGGUGACCCGCUCCGAGUCAGACCACGGCGGCGCCCAGACCUUGCAAAAUACCUCAGCGUUCUUACCAGGAGGAAUGCAGAAGGAGCGCAGGUGCAAGUAGAACUGCAGUGAGCAGAAGGAGCCCGAGGUGACAUAACCUUCAAAGCACUUGCAGGCUGGUGAGGAAAAUUGCGUUGCUACCUUCUUCAUCGGAGCAGGGAACGGCAGCACGCGGGAAUCGCAACACCUCGUAUACUGGAGAGCCAGCGAAGCGUUCGCGCACAGUGUCGACUACGCGGACGGUGUACCGCCCAGUCGUACUGAAACACUAUCGCACACCACCGCGCUGCUCAGCCUUUUUUCCCAUCGCCAGUGCUCGAGGACCCGACCACCGCACCCACAUAGACCGAAAAUGGGCGGCGGGGUUUCGGCGGGGCCGAAAAACUUUCCGCUCUACCUGUCACUGAGUACAAAUAUCGCAGAGAAAAAAAGCUAGCACAGCAGAUCUGUUGUUUUGUGUAAGCCUCUCCGCAUAAGUUCUACAGUCGAUAGUUGACGAGGUGUCUGCAACAAGCUUUCCAGGUCGGUGUAUAAGUUUGCAAGUUUGGACUGUGCCAUUGCCGUGCUAGGUUUUUUCUAAAGGAUAGCCGACAAGAUGGACGAGGAGCGACAGGGCUACGAGAAGCUGUUUCCCGUCUGGUGCAUCGCGUUAUGCCCAAACGGCAAGCAGAUGGCAGCAGCAUCCAGUGACAACAAAAUACACCUGUGGUGUCUGAUGACGUAUAAUUUAUUUCUUUUUCAUCGGACAAAGAGAGCAACGACUUUGUUAUACUUAUACGUAUGCCACGACCUCCAUGUUUGGCACAAGAAUUAUCCUGAUCCGAAAAAAGAAGCAUGCUAAUGCGACCACUACGAUAAUUCCCCCCCUGAUCUAUCAGGUACCAGCUCCUUAUCUCGCUGACCGGGCACGGGGACACCAUUUGGUGCGUGCAAUACUCCUAUGAAUUGCAAAAGUAACGUACUAGUAUAAAUUGCAAUACAAAUUGGCUCAGCAUUACUGUAGUGCGGAUUUGCCUUAUGAACUAGAUUUGUAAUGCAUGCCUGCAAUUAGAUAGUACGACUGCGAUACUUUUGCAGAGGAUAACUCCCCCGACUGUCAAGUUUUGGCAUCCACCUCUUCAGACGGGACAAUACGGCUUUGGGAAGUCGACUACCCGAGCGGAAACAAAAUGCUUCACAGCAUACAACUGACAAGAAAGUUUUAUAGUACAGCAUGAGGUUGGACAACCGCACAAGGCUGGAGCAAGUGGGCACCAUAGUUCGCGGUACUCCUAAGUGGCUCCACUAGAAAAUGAACGCAAACGUUUUUUACACAUGAGCGAAGGCUGCACGACUUGCCCAGACUAGCAGUAGGAAGGAGAAAUUGCCUGCAGAAUGUUAUUUCGAAUUGUGUGCCCCUUUGCCCUGCUGCUUGACAUCAAGCUCAUUUGUGUAUAGAUUGCUGUACCUAGUAGAAUUCGUGCAUGAGAAUAGAAGUCCAUCCUUGUUUUUAGAUUUGCGUAUGGGGUUGGAUCAUUUUUCCUUUGGAUAGGAACACCGGUUUCCCGAUUUCCAUCCUGCGCGCGCACGCGAACUGGGUAUGGAGCUUGCAGUUCGCACCCAACAGUCAGAACUUCGCGUCCGCGGGGGCAGACACGCGAAUUUUUCUCUGGGAUGUGGACCAGAACGUGCCGCUGCUGGGAAAGUCCGCGCACGCAAAAUCGUAUCCGAAGCAAAAAUGCCGACACUCUAUCGCAUGACGUGGAGCAGGCCCCAGUAGCUGCCGAUCAUAAGACGCGUCGGCUACGAACCUAUCUCUCGGAGCGUCGUGCUUGACACAAAUCUCUACUCCAAAGUUCUUUUUUUGCUUUGUACGUGAUCACAGAGAAAAUGGAAAUCAUCAAAAAAAAAUUCGGCAUGACAACGAGAGAGCCAGUGGUUUCGGGGUGGUGUAAAAAUAGAUACAACGUUGGAUUUCGUUUUUGACUCUACUGGAAACUUCACUCACGUCUACGAUUUGCGGCACAAUUUUUGCGAUGCAUACCCACGUAAUGUCCCUCUCUUUUGCACCAACGGACGGGAGAAAGUUAGUCACGGUAGGCGCCGACUCCAUUGUGUGCGUAUGGCACGUCAACUGGGAACUGCCCACGUAUUUUUCUUAUGUAUUUCUUUGUUUACCUUGGUAUUGGUCGGAAGACGAAGACUUGCAGUUUGUUCGUUGUUGGGUCUACUUACAACUCGCACGUGUACUUCAUGAAGGAAUGGGUGUGGAUCGUUGUACUUGUCCCUUUCUAGAGUUACUCGUACUUACUCAGCCAUGCACCUCUGGAUUUUUCGGGACAAUUUUUUUUAUAAAUUCGCCCACCACUAGAGAGAAACUUAGAAACUUGCUUUCUCAGGUGCGACCUCCGCGCGCGGCUCGAGGGGCACCUCGGGUGCAUCAAUAGUGUAGCGAUCUCGCCGAAUUCGGAUACGUUUCUGGUGACCGUGGGCGAGGACUGCAUGGCGCGGCUGUGGAACCUCAAGGACUUGACAAAGGACACGGCCCGGGAGAGUAUCGAAAAACCGCGCGGGUUAUCCUUUGCAAAUGAUAUCGAUCUGGGAAGAACAAGUUGUUGGCCUGCCACGUCGGGAACAAUUAUUAGAGUAGUCAUGCAUGUAGACGAGCAUGACAGAUUUUCAGACCCAGAUCGACAUUGUUUGCAAGGGAUAGAAGUACAAUCUGGAGCACCACCAGCUGACCGGGCACACGGAAGCGAUCUAUAAGGUAGAUCAUAAAAUUUUUGUCCCACGUUUUGGUUUUCCUUUUUCAACAGUUGUUCGUGUCACUUCAGUCUACAGGUUGCUAAAUAGAUGGCUUUUGCUAGAACAAGAAAAUCGGGAAGAAGACGAGACACACGAUAAUCUAAAUUCAAAUGCAUCUUGUUCAUCAAAAUCACAGGUUGCCUUCAGCCAGUGUGGGCGAAUACUUGCCACAGUCGGGCGGGACAGCACCGUGCGAAUAUGGAACAUCCAACCCAGCAAAGCCGCCUUCAAGGCGUCCCUGCAGACGAGCUUCAAAGCGCACGAGUCGUGGGUACUUACUGAAGUAGGCAAGAAAAAAAAAAGUGUGUUCGAGGAAGUUUGUGAUGUUGCGCAAUAUGUUGCAAGAUGGCUACGUUUGUCAUACUGGAUAUGCAUGGUAGUUUGUUGUAUGAAUCAAUAUCAUCACAUUUAUUUCAGGUCCGCGACUGUGUCUUUUCCCGGGACAACAUGAUUCUCUUCACCUAUGCGAGGAAAGUUUUGAGUCAAAAGUCGAAGCUAGGUUCUGCUUUGUUUGCAUGAGUUAAUUAUGUUAGCAGCGUGGUCAAGCUCAAGGCAUGAAAAUGAUACUUACAAGGACGACAUCUAUCGCCAGCGCCUUGCUUCUACGUCUACUUCUACUGCCGUCAAAUAAGCAAGUUAUCUGGGAGGUGUGACGAGCACACAGGACUGCAGCCUGUUGCUGUAUCACGGAGGUAAAAAAGGUACUAGUCGAUUAUAAUGAAUAGGUGAAAUAUUAGUUGUGCAAGCUGCUGACCACUACGUACUUGAUUCAAUUGGUUCCUUCCCAUACUCUGUGCAGCACGGACGGAUUGGUGUCCAUGUGGAAAGUGCCGAAGAAGUACCACAUCAGGCUGGAAGAGGCGGAGUGAGGAUACAUGAAUGCUCAUCUUCAAAACCUCCGCGCCGUGGAGCUGCUGAAGGAAGCACAGGAAGGUGAUGAAGCAAAAGUCUUGUUAUUUGCAGAACACAACACAACACUGUCUGUUGCAGACAAUCAUCGAAGAAUAACAAGCAAAGCCGCUCCUCUUUUACUGUGGUCGGCGCAUAUUAUAAUAGUUUCAGCAGGACGGAAUGAUACGCGAGAUGAUCGCAUCAUCUUGGAGACGCAA